GAACUGCCAGCAGCUGAGCUCCGGCGAUUGCUCGGAUUUGAAGUUCCACGGCCUCAGCAGCAACGAGGCCUGCUGCAAGUGCGGAGGAGGUGUGGUGAGCCCCACGCCGUUUCUGUAUGAGACAACGGAGUUCGUCGUGGGUGAGACGGUGUCCAUGUUGCCAAAACCCAGAACUGCCAGUCGCUACGGCGUGGACGAAGACUGCGCAUUGACGGAGUUCAACCUGACCAUGGACGGAGCGACCGGGGAGGUGGCCUAUGCGCCAGGCCUCGAGAUGCCUAAGGAGACCUUCUCCGUGACCUGCAAGGUGACGGCCUACCAGGCGGCUCACGUCGUGUUCACGACGAGCGUAACCGUCUCCGUCAAGGACCUGACAUACGGGGCUAUGCCCGUGGUGUUCACGACGGCCACGACCUUUCCGCUCAGGAAGACAGCCGGGCAUUGGUCGAACUUGGCGCUAAACUGCGCUCCAAAGAGCACUUGGCUACAGCUUGAUGCUGCCACGGGAAGCCUCACAGCAUCUGCUGAGGCUUUCGCCUCCGGCGCCGUGGACAAUGUCCAAGACGUUUACGAGGGGCAAAUGGGCGGCGUCUGUGAGCUUUCCGGAAAUUGGACUGCGGAUCCAACCGCUCCAUCACACAAGAAGAUCUCGAAGUUGUUGGUGGUGAAGCCAAAGCCCUUGGCGAGCUUGGAGUAUUCCGCGACUUCCAUUUCCACAGCGGUGGGCGAGAAGAUUCCAGCGGUGGAGUUGAAGCAAGGAGCGGAGGAAACGUUGAUGCCGAACCUCUACCAGAUGGCCUGCGACGAUCCCCGAUUUGUCUUUGACUCCCUGCUGGGGGUUGGUAUGUUUGAUGGGCAUCCCAUCCUCCAAGUUGCCAGCAACGGGCAAAUCGUCUUGGACGUGCCGAAGUCGUUCGAAAGCAUCUUCGACGCGAUGCUGGGGAAUUCCGUGACUGAAGCCUGGAAGCUCCACUUCUCCU
Molecule: messenger RNA, 980 nt
Organism: Symbiodinium sp. CCMP2456
Lineage: Eukaryota; Dinophyceae; Suessiales; Symbiodiniaceae
Source: the annotation of a GenBank genome assembly